GCCUCCAGGUCCUCUGCGCCCAUAGGAAGCCGCCGCGAGGGUCAAAUUUAAGCAUUGCCCUCGGUAGAGAAGAAAUCGAUGGUGUUCUGGAUGCGGGCUUCCAGGGAAGAUGCUCCUCCAGGUUUCGCGUCCCCUUGGGAAGAUAAUUGAGCGCCCAGAUAAGCUCAGAGCACGCCAGCCCCAGGAACCGCGGGUACUGGCGCCGAGCUUCUCUGCACCACCCCGCGGCUCCGGGCCCUUUUUUCCAAUUUGCCCUCCUGCCGCAGUCAGGCCCAAAUUAAUUCUCUGCCCUUGCGAGUGAGCACGCACAAGUUCCCCAGGCACGAUCCUUCCAUUUCCCCGGGGAGGUUAGAGUGGGGAGCUUUUCAACCAUUAACCUCCCAGCCACCUGGGGGAAGGAGGCAGGGUGGAGGGAGUGGAGCGGGGAGAGACAUUUUGGGGCCAGUUCAAAGGCACCAAAAUUAGCUGCCAAUUCUAAAAGGGUUCUCUUUCUUCUGUUUUGACAAACGGAUGCAAUGGGAUGCCUACUGCUGCCCCGGCCCAAGUCCUGGGCUCACUUCACAGCCUGAUGCUGAGUUUCAAACCACAGUCCUGCUGAACCUAUACCCAGGGUUCUUUGCCCUCUUGUAGAAGUCUGCGGACGGCUGGAUGCGGGGCGCAGGCUUUUCUCUGAGCGUUUUAACGUUGGCUUAGGUUAAAGCCCCAGAGCUCUCACUUUUGCACCUCCCGUUAAUCUUCCUCCUCCCCAUGCCCACGUCUUCCCACCUUUCUCCACCACCAUCACCACAAUCACCACCCCAACACCACCGAAGGACGUGCCCCUUUGGUAGUGUCGGGGCUCCCAGACCGAGUGAGGGGGAGGGCGCCUCCCAAUCCCCUCCUCCCCAUCCCUGCCUCGGCUCGGGGUUUUACUGCAGCAGCCGGAGGUGACAGCGACGCCUUUGCCUCCUCUGUUGCUCCGGAGCCCCGGUUUCCCCUGCAUUGGGAAAGCACCCCCUCCUGAGAGGCUAGUCCCGGGAGAAGUGCGAACGACCUACAGAAAGUCAAAUUUUAAAAUGUAGAAGUCGCUGGGUUGUAUUCCUCCGAGGACGAGCCUAAUCUCCCAGGACAGAGUGGCAGCGUAUGGGAAGUUGGGACCGUAGAGCAAGGGGGGAGGGGAGUGGUGCAGCCGGCAUUCUCUUCUGGAAGGAGUCGCUGGGAGCAGUGCGGUUGGACACAAGUUUGCAUGAAGAAACAGUAACCCAGAGAGGAGAGUAACCUUCACAGGAUCAUUCCAAGGAGGAAAAAAGCUGAGGACCAGACCUGGCCACUCCCAGAAGGACAGACUUUGUGCAGCUUGAAGGAGCCGACCAUGGAUUUCAGGCGUGUGAAGGAGUAUUUCUCCUGGCUCUACUAUCAAUACCAAAUCAUUAGCUGCUGUGCUGUUUUGGAACCCUGGGAGCGAUCUAUGUUCAAUACCAUCCUACUAACCAUUUUUGCUAUGGUGGUAUACACUGCCUAUGUCUUCAUCCCGAUCCACAUUCGCCUGGCUUGGGAAUUUUUCUCAAAAAUAUGUGGCUAUCACAGUACAAUUUCUAACUGAUCUCAUUUGAAUUCUGUGAAAUGGCAUUGCACAUUUAUGUUGCUUACAACAUAUUGAUUUAGUGACUACUGUGUCAUCUUUCACUCUCUGACCUGAAAAGCGCUCUUCUCUAUGCACUUUUAUGUCCUGCCUGGAGUUUGAGAUGGAUGUCUCUAGUUUCUUUUAUACAUGCUACAUUGUUCAUUAGACCAUAGAAAAUAUGAUGCCUUUACCUCACAUACCAUGUUCCCUCAAUGCAAAUCUAUGACUUUGGAAUUUGUUUCUAAAUCAGGACAAUUUCAUAUAAAAUUUUCCUGGAAAAUGGGUUCAUAAGAGAUUUUUCCAUAAUCAUAUUUUAAAUGCUCCCUUAAUACCUAUCCUACACCGAAGGAUAUAUUACAAGAAAAAAAAUCUUCAUAGGCUACUGUCAAAAGUAUCCUAUUCUUGUUUACAAUGUAUAAAAAGAUGUGAAUAAAUUAUAUGAACUCCCUAAAAUCUUAUUUUCUAGUAAACUGCUAAUACCUGAAAUUCUUUUAUUUCGAAUUCAAAAGAAUAGACUGGAGGCAAUUAUUUUCUUUCAGACAUGGUUCAUGAAUUGUUUCAAAUGCCUCUAAAAGUCAGUUUAAAAUCAGCAAUGUUAAUUUUAGAUAAACAAGUAAGUAUUAUAAUGCAUAAUCAUUUUAAGUAUAAGAAACAAAAUAUAAUCAAAGUAAAUUCAGAUAAUUCAGAUAUUGAGACUUUUGAUGUUUCCUUGCCUGGCAUGAUGCUGAGGGUAAAAGAGAAAAGAAAUUAUUUUUCUUUCUGUGCUUUCACUCACUGGAGGAAAAAAAAAAGGCAUGUAUGGGGCUACAGGAAGAAAAGCUAAUAAAUAGGCUGGAAGUAAUAUUCCACCAGCAG
Molecule: messenger RNA, 2458 nt
Organism: Sciurus carolinensis (gray squirrel)
Lineage: Eukaryota; Metazoa; Chordata; Mammalia; Rodentia; Sciuridae
Gene: Sptssb
Product: serine palmitoyltransferase small subunit B
Exons: 3
Coding region: 1352-1582 (76 amino acids)
Biological process (GO): endoplasmic reticulum organization; ceramide biosynthetic process
Cellular component (GO): serine palmitoyltransferase complex
Molecular function (GO): serine C-palmitoyltransferase activity
Source: RefSeq, a predicted model, not a curated record